Molecule: messenger RNA, 948 nt
Organism: Marmota monax (woodchuck)
Lineage: Eukaryota; Metazoa; Chordata; Mammalia; Rodentia; Sciuridae
Product: vomeronasal type-1 receptor 4-like
Exons: 2
Coding region: 1-948 (315 amino acids)
Biological process (GO): G protein-coupled receptor signaling pathway
Cellular component (GO): membrane
Molecular function (GO): pheromone receptor activity
Source: RefSeq, a predicted model, not a curated record
AUGGCAGCCAGUGAUGUGGCUGUAGGCAUCAUCUUCCUGGCACAGACUGUGGUUGGAGCUCUGGGCAAUUCCUCUCUUCUCCUCCAUUACCUAGUUCUUUACUUCACUGGGUGCAGGGUAAGACACACAGACUUGAUUCUUCAGCACUUGGUUGUCGCCAACUUGUUAACCCUCCUGUGUAGAGGUGUUCCCCAGACAGUGGCAGCUUUCAAUUUAGAAAUCUCCCUUGGUGAUUUUGGAUGCAAACUAUUGUUCUGUCUUCAUAGGGUGGGCAGGGCCAUGUCCAUUGUAACCAUGUGCCUUCUGAGUGUCUUCCAGGCCAUCACCAUAAACCCCAAUGAAUCCAGGUGGGCAGGACUUAAAGUGAAAAUUCCCAAGUACGUUGGCUUUUCCAUGUACCUGAGUUGGAUCAUGUACCUGCUUAUUAAUAUUUUUAAUCUUAUGUAUAUGACUGGGAAAUGGAACAACACAACAAUGACAGACCUAAAAGAUUUUGGAUACUGUUCUGCUGUUCAUCCUGACUUAACCACAGGUUCACUGUUUGUAGCAUUGCUAACCUUCCCUGAUGCCCUGUGUGUGGGGCUCAUGUUCUGGGCCAGCAGCUCCAUGGUGCUCAUCCUGCACAGGCACAAGCAGAGAAUGCAGCACAUUCACAAGACCAGCUCCCUCAGGUCCUCCCCUGAGUCCAGAGCCACCCAAACCAUCCUUCUCCUGGUGAGCACCUUUGUCUCCUUUUACACACUUUCCUGUGUCUUUCAAAGUUGUGUGACUGUUAUUAAUAAUCCCAACUGGCUCCUGGUGAACACAGCUGCAAUAGUCUCUGGGUGUUUCCCAGCUGUCAGCCCCUUCUUGCUCAUGAGUCAAGACUCCAGUGCAUCCAGACUUUCUUUUGCCUGGAAACAGAAUAGCUCUCAGAGGCCUAAUCGGAGAAAGCGCAGUCCCCCUUAG